Messenger RNA from Kluyveromyces marxianus DMKU3-1042, 780 nucleotides. It is a transcript of the gene HMLALPHA1, whose product is annotated as transcriptional co-activator mating type protein alpha. Gene Ontology annotation, cellular component: nucleus. Lineage: Eukaryota; Fungi; Ascomycota; Saccharomycetes; Saccharomycetales; Saccharomycetaceae. Gene Ontology annotation, molecular function: DNA binding, bending. Gene Ontology annotation, biological process: positive regulation of mating-type specific transcription, DNA-templated. The coding region runs from base 1 to 780 and encodes 259 amino acids. The record is from RefSeq and is a predicted model, not a curated record. The transcript has a single exon.
AUGAAAUCCAAAGCACCAACUUUUAAAGUUACUAUUACAAAACAUAACUCUACAAUAAAGAAAAGUUCAAAAAAGAAGACUACUUUAAGUCCAAAAAAGAUAAUCCAAAGCUCAGGAUAUAGGAAACAUGAAGGAGUAAACCUCUACAUGUCAAAGUCUUACCCAACUUCAAUCCCCGACCCACCGCAGUCGUUAAUAUCUUAUCUAAAAAAAAAGUUAACCAACGUUGAUGCAAAUGAAAUAGUGGGAACACUAAUAUCUUCCAACGAGCUGGAUUCAAGACCCAAAAAAAACAAACCCAAAAGACAAAUAAAUGAUUUUAUAGCUUUCAGAAGUUAUUAUUCCAGAAUAUUGAAUGGCCUUGUUUCUCAAACAGAGUUAUCUUCAAUAAUAUCCAAACAUUGGACUGUUGAUAAACAGACCAGAAAGAUGUGGGAAAUUAUUGCACAAGAAUAUAAUUGUGAUAGGACAAAUAAUAAUUUUUUUGAAUGGUUGAGAAAUAAUUAUGUUAUUAAUAAGGACUGGCUUUUUGAAAUAAUCAAAUUUGAUGAUUACAUGGUUUUAAAAUCACAAAAACCAUAUAUUGAAAAUAUAUAUAAAACUGGUCACAAACAAGUUUUGGAUUUCUCCAGUGAAGUAAAAGAGUCAGAAGGAAAUGGAAACAAUCAAAUAGACUUCUUUGUCGACCCAAUAUUUUUGGAUUAUGAAUUAUCAACUGAAAACUACGACAAAUUCAACCUUGCAUUUCCUGACACUCAAACACUAGUAAAUACCAUUUAA